GCGCAUAUAAAGUGUGAAAAUUUCAUUUGCCACUGCAAUCGACGAUAAAAGCUGUAGUCAAACGAACGUUUACAUAACGAAAUUAUGACGGUGAAAAUACUGUUGAUUGGAUUUAUUUUUGGAUUGGAUUUGGUUUGUGCACAGAAUGAUGGUAAAUAUCGUCCAGCUGGCGGCGAUGGAAGAUAUCGUGGUGAUAACGAUGGCAAAUAUGUUCAUCAAGCCGAUACAUUUGGUGGAUCCGGCGCAAAUUUUGUUGUGAAUAUUGGUGGCGCUAAUUCAAAUUCAAAAGCUUCAUCGCCAAAUUCACCGGUAAAAAUUCCAUUAGCUCCAUUUCCAUUUAAACCACCUCCACCUCCACCAGUAAAAAUACCAUUUGCACCAUCUCCAUCGAUAAAAUUAUCCCGGAGUGGAGCAAAUGUGAAUCAAGAUGAACCGGUAACUUUAGGUGCGGCCGCAGCAGAUAUUAAAAUUCUCCGUCAAGAGCAAGAAGAAGAUGAAAAUGGAUAUCGUUAUUUAUAUGAGACCGAAAAUGGAAUAGUUGCUGAAGAAAGUGGCCAAAUCGAAAAAACGGAAACUGGCCAGGAUGCAAUUCGUGCAACUGGCUUUUAUCAAUAUAUUGGCGAUGAUGGGAAACUAUAUCGCGUAGAUUAUACGGCAGAUGCCAACGGAUUUGCAGCAACGGGUGAACAUUUACCAACGCCACCGCCCAUUCCACCGGAAAUUCAAGAAGUACUCAAUAUUCUGGCAACAAAACCACCAGACGCGGACACUGCAUAAAAUCAAAGUGCAAAAAUUACAUGGUUGGUGCAUUUGGAAUGUGGCAAACUAUGUCUUCUUUCUCUCUCUCUCGAAUUUUAGCUAAUAGAAUCAACUGUUGAACUGGCUUGCAAUGACCAAGUUCAUGUUUUAAGUCUUAUUCUUCAUUUUGAUAUAUUUCCUUUUUCAAUCAUUGGAAUCAUCAAUCCGCUUAUCAAUAAAAGUGUUCAGUUUCAAAGCAACCGCAAAUCAAUAAAACAGGAUUAUAAUUGUCA
This is a messenger RNA of Contarinia nasturtii (swede midge), 1031 nucleotides long. It is a transcript of the gene Cpr49Ab, whose product is annotated as endocuticle structural glycoprotein SgAbd-1. Gene Ontology annotation, molecular function: structural constituent of chitin-based larval cuticle. Lineage: Eukaryota; Metazoa; Arthropoda; Insecta; Diptera; Cecidomyiidae. Bases 85 to 777 code for a protein of 230 amino acids. The record is from RefSeq and is a predicted model, not a curated record. The transcript has 6 exons. Gene Ontology annotation, cellular component: chitin-based extracellular matrix.